Glarea lozoyensis ATCC 20868 is the source of this 1779-nucleotide messenger RNA. RefSeq lists its product as uncharacterized. Lineage: Eukaryota; Fungi; Ascomycota; Leotiomycetes; Helotiales; Helotiaceae. The transcript has a single exon. The record is from RefSeq and is a predicted model, not a curated record. Bases 1 to 1779 code for a protein of 592 amino acids.
AUGGAAGCUCAGAUUAUUCCUACCCAACACUCACUCGUCGAUGAGCAGGGCAUUACUCGCUCCGUUCUUCCUAGUCAAUCAAACACCUUAGAUGAUCCCAAGCGAGCGAUAACUCCAGCCGAAAUCAUGGUGGAAAAGGAGAUACAACCGGUAUCACCUGGAAGUUAUGACCAAAGUAUUCUGACUUUGAGGGCACGAUAUCAAUCGUGUCUGAGCAACAUUCAGGAGGAGAUUCAAAUGCAGCUUCUGGAACAAGAUAUAGCUUCCGGAAACCUUGAACUCCACCGAUGUGCAUCGGCGAUCAAUACGGCGACAGAAGAAAUUCAAAGUUUUCAGAAAGCACGAAAAGCGUUGGCAAGAUUGAUCAGUUCAAAUAAGCCAAAAAUAAACACUCAAGAAGAGAGAAUCCAACGGAAUCUGGAGUCUUGGACUGUUUCCUACGAUCCAGUCCAUGCCAUAAACCAUUGCAAUGAGGCAAUUGAGCUUAUCAAGAGCAAAGAGGCAUUUUUUCAUGAUAUGAUAGAAUCUUCCCGACUUCUCCUUGAGAUCAGGGACAGGAAAGCCAAAAUCAAAGCGGAACAAGAAAAAAUGGAUGUGGUGAAAGCUGAAAUGGCUAAUACCCAAAACUCAAUUCUGCUGGACACCAAAUCAAAAGUGUUACCAAUAGAGGUCGUAUCCGCUGACGGCAUGAGAAAUCUGAUCGAGUGCGCAAUCAGCGUGCUUCUCCACAAAGUUGUGGCGAUGAUGAGUUUGGCAGAUGACCUGCCUCAAGCAGAACCGCCGACAUCUUGCACGGAGAGCAAUGCACAAAGAGGUUCAAGGUCGCUCGACAGUCUGAGAUAUGACUUUUUCAAAAAGCACAUGGAGCAUAGUUACUUUGAAGCGCAAAGGGUCUCGGCAGAACACGAGACCAAGGUUUUAUCACUCAAACGCCAGCUUAAAGAUUCUCGCCAAGAGAUGCAUGACAAACUUGCAGAGCAAGGAGCUGAAUUUGAAAGAAUAGAAAUAAAAUACAAAGAACUUCUCGGCGAUGCUAAGAUGCUUCUGCAGAACCGAGACCAUCUUCUCACUCGUUCGCAGGAGGAAUUUGCGAUCUUAAAAAACCGCGUUGAUGAAUUAAAACCACUCUUUCACAUCGGGUACAAGGUAAGAGCAGCAAGAAUUGAGAGACAACGCGCGGAAAAUAAUCAGGUUGGCCCGGAGCUGAAGAUCAUCGAGGCAGGCAGCAAAGCCUGCUACGCCGCCGAUGUAAUCGCAGACUCUCUCAUAUUUGUGAAUCGGUCGAACGUUCCAUGCGAACAAAUCGACGAAGAAUUUUCAAGUCUGUAUUGUGGAUUUACGCCUCAUUACAUCCGAAAAAUGGACCACAAAAGUCAAAGCAUGUUGAUAGAUGUCACGAACUGGUGGUCUGACAUCAACGUCUGGUACCACCCUGGCACCAAAUCAUAUAACGACUUCAAUCAGACGAGAAUUUCGUUCGCCAAUGGACUCAGCUGUUACUACGCCGCGCUUCAAAAUGACAAGUCGAUAAGAGAAGACACGAAGUUACUCGCCGCGUACAGAUUGUUGAAAAGAAAACAUGAACAUGCGAGUACGAUGUCGAAAAGAACUCAAGCAGAGAUUGGAAACGUUGUGAAAAUUGGUAAAAAGCAAGACCAAAAAGACUGGAAAAGCCUGCAUGAAGGCGACAGAAAACUGUUAGAAACAGCGUUCUAUAACGGUGAAGAUGAUGAAGUAGAAGAGAUUGGCGAUGACAACUUGGAUCUCUUUAAGCUUUGA